AUGUAUCCCCCCACCUACAAUGCUGAUAGAGGAUACACCUAUGCUUCUAUACAUAACAUCAGCGACCUGGAACCUGAAGCGUCUGACAACUCUGGUGAAUUCACUCUGACAUUAAAAUCAAUGACACCAAUUGACUACAAGUUUCCUGAGACCCCAACAAGAUUGACCUACAAUGCUAUUGACUCUGUGGGAAAUCUGGCAAUUUGUGACGUUAUUGUUCAAGUUAGAGUUUUCCGAUGUCGUUGGGCCCUAGCUCCUCUCCAUGGAUAUCGUGUCAACUGCUCCGUUGAUCCUGUGUAUGGGUCUCAGUGUUCCUUCUCAUGUUAUGAAGGAUACGACCUUGUGGGAUCAGAAACAAGAACAUGUGAAUUGAGCGGUGAAAUUCCAUCAGCUAGCUGGAAUGGUACCAAACCAGUAUGUCAAGCAAAGACCUGUCCGGCGCUGACAAGACCUGAACACGCUAUGAAAUCAGGAUGCUUUAACAACCCACCAAACACCGAAGUCUACGGCACCCAGUGUAUAUUCUACUGUCUGUACGGUUUUGAAGGGGUUGGUGAUAGCAGCACAAUCUGUCAAGCAGAUGGAACAUGGACCAAUAAUAAUUUUAGUUGCAGAGCUACAUCAUGUUCACUCCUAAAAGUUCCAGACAGGGGCUCAGUCACUCCAGAGGAAUGUUCAAUGGCUCCUGUCUUUGGACAGUCAUGUGAUGUAUCAUGUACUCAACAAGGAUACCAGCUUGAUCCUCCUAACUUCUCUGUGCUGUCAUGUCAGGGAAAGGGACAGUGGGUUCCAGGAAACCUCACAAUGACAACUUGCAGAGACACACAAAGCCCAUCAUUUUCUACAUGUCCUCAAUAUUUGACUUUUAACCCUCCUCGCGGGGAAACUCUGGUAAACGUCUUCUGGAAUAUAUCUGCUGUGGACAACAGUGGUGAAGAACCAAUCAUAGCAUGUGACAAAGAAGAAGGCCUGAUGGGAGAAGGUGAUAUUGAGGUUAGGUGCACAGCCACAGAUGCUACAGGAAAUGGCAAAACAUGUACAUUUGACGUUGCAGUACAGAUUCACAGAUGCCGUUCCUAUCGACUGCCAUCUUUUGCCGAGUUUGCUGGUGUGUGUAAUACAAUAUGGGGUACAGAGUGCAACAUAACCUGCAAUCCUGGCUAUCACCUGACUGGUUCUAGCACGGUCACAUGUGAGUUUGAUGGAUUUACAUCAAGCUGGACUUCUCAAACGCCACCGAGAUGUGAAGGUAAAGACCUUAUUGAAUGGUGA
Messenger RNA from Strongylocentrotus purpuratus (purple sea urchin), 1272 nucleotides. Its product is annotated as E-selectin-like. The record is from RefSeq and is a predicted model, not a curated record. NCBI's taxonomy places the organism in Eukaryota, Metazoa, Echinodermata, Echinoidea, Camarodonta, Strongylocentrotidae. The coding region runs from base 1 to 1272 and encodes 423 amino acids. The transcript is spliced from 7 exons.